Macaca mulatta (Rhesus monkey) is the source of this 3482-nucleotide messenger RNA. The record is from RefSeq and is a predicted model, not a curated record. Lineage: Eukaryota; Metazoa; Chordata; Mammalia; Primates; Cercopithecidae.
GGACCAAACAGGCGCCUCACCCAGAACACAUUAAUUCCACUGAAUUUUGUUAUUUCUUGCUGUCCUUCCCCGAGGACCUAGGCACGUGUGGCCAGACGUGGGUCCCCUCCUGUCCUGUUCCUUAUCAGGGACGUGAGCACCUGAUCUGCAUUUCUUGGAGCAGCAAAAGGGUGGAAUUCAGGCCCUGCCAGGAAAAAGGUUCUAAGGGAACAGGCCAACCCGGAGGACAGGAUUCCCUGGAGGCCACAGAGGAGCACCAAGGAGAAGAUCUGACUAUGGGUCUCUAUUGUCCAACUCCUGCCCACACUCCUGCCUGCUGCCCUGACCAGAGUCAUCAUGUCUGUUGCAAAGAAGAGUCAGCAAUGCAAGCCUGUGGAAGGCCUUGAGACCGCAGAGGAGGCCCCGUGCCUGGUGGGUGCACAGGCUUCUGCUGCUGAGGAGCAGGAGGCUGCCUCCUCCUCUGCUCUGGUCCUGGGCACACUGUGGGAGGUGCCUACUGCUGGGUCAACAGGUCCUCCCCAGAGUCCUCAGGAAGCCUCCGCCUUCCCCACUACCAUCAGCUACACUCUCUGGAGGCAAUCUGAUGAGGGCUGCAGCGGCCAAGAAGAGGAAGGGCCAAGCACCUCUCCUGACCCGGAGUCCGUGGUCCGAGCAGCAUUCACUAACAAGGUGGCUGGGUUGGUUCAUUUUCUGCUCCUCAAGUAUAAAGCCAAGAAGCCGGUCACAAAGGCAGAAAUUCUGGAGAGUGUCAUCCAAAAUUACAAAUGCUACUUUCCUGUGAUCUUCUGCAAAACCUCCGAGUCCCUGAAAUUGAUCUUUGGCAUUGAUAUGAAGGAAGUGGACCCCACCGGCCACUCCUAUGUCCUUAUCACCUGCUUGGGCUUCUCCUGCAAUGGCCUGCUGGGUGAUGAUCAGAUCUUUCCCAAGACAGGCCUCCUGAUAAUCGUCCUGGGCAUGAUCGCAAUGGAGGGCGACUGCGCAUCUGAGGAGGAAGUCUGGGAGGAGCUGAGUGUGAUGGAGGUGUAUGAUGGGAGGGAGCACAAUGUCUAUGGGGAGCCCUGGAAGCUGCUCACCCAAUAUUUGGUGCAAGAAAACUAACUGGAGUACCGACAGGUGCCCAGCAGUGAUCCGGCACGCUACGAGUUCCUGUGGGGCCCAAGGGCCCUCACUGAAACCAGCUAUAUGAAAGUCCUGGAGCAUGUGGUCAGGGUCAAUGCAAGAGUUUGCAUUUCCUACCCAUCCCUGCAUGAAGCAGCUUUGAGAGAGGAGGAAGAGGGAGUCUGAGCAUCAGUCGCAGCCAGGGCAGUGGGAGCGGGGCUGGGCCAGUGCACCUUCCAGGGCCCUGUUCAGCAGCUUCCUCUGCUUCGUGUGCCAUGAGGCCCGUUCUUCACUCUUGUUGGAAGAGAGCUGGAACCCAGGAGGUAGAGGUUACAGUGAGCCGAGAUCACACCACUGCACUCCAGCCUGGGCAACAGAAUGAGACUCUGUCUUCCAAAAAACAAACAAAAAAACCAUAGUAUGUCUGAUUAUAUUAAUCUCCAAACCAGCUGGUGUUUAAUAUUGCUAGAGCUAUAAUAGAAUCAGGAAUAGGAAACAAACAGGAAAAAAAAAUGGAAUUUUACAAGGAUUUAUAUUUGCAAAGAAAAAAGGACUUAUUUGGAGUUGUUUAUUGAAAUUCCCCCAAGACUAUUUUUUGAACUUAUAUAUACAGACAGCAUCAAGAGAAGGAGCUUAGGAGUUCUCAUAGGGUUUAGGAACUACUAGACCUUGUGUAUUAUGUUCAUCUCAGCACUCAAGCAACUAAAAGAUAACUGGAACAUGGUAUCUCACAGUGAAUAACAUGGUUGGUUACUUUACUAGGCUGACAUAUGGAGACAGGGUUCUUAUGAAUACGAGAGACACACCCAGGUUCAACUGAAUGUAUAGUGCAUGAGGGAUUAGCUGUACAGUGUUAUCUGCAAAGUACCUAAAAGUGUUUUCUAACUAAGCACCAACUUCUUAGACUAGUCUUGGGCACACAAAAAAUAUCUAAUACUAAGCUUAUAGGAAUACUUUAUUUGGUCACUUGGUGGGGGAAGGUUGCUGAGACAUAUGACAACAUUUAAUACCUAAAGGUAGGAGGAAGCAAGGAAAGAGAAAAUGCAGAAAGGAAGAGUGAGAGCCAAAAGAAGGGUGCCACCUCUGUAGACUCUCUAACAGAAUUAAAUUGAUAAGAUAACAGAAGUAAAUGGGCAUGCCUUGAGGGAAACAUCAAUACACUUUUGGAAUCUGAGGCAAAAAGUGAAAUGAUUUACCUCUUGCCAAAUCUAUUGUCAUUGCCCAUGGGAAGUUCCCAUUCUACUCUUGAAUGCACAAGUAACAUUCCUUGCCUAAGGAUUAGCAUUCUGUGAUAAUAGUGGUAAUGACAGCUGCUUUAAAUUAGUGGCAAGUUCAGAAUGAAACACUGACCACCAGGCUAUGUUUCUGAAUCCAGUCUAUGCCCUCGAAUGUAUUCAAUCUACUUUCUAUGGUAUCCCUGAAAGCUAUGGCAAAAGAGUUGUAUGGUAGGGGCAGGGCUCCUUAUGGGGACACAUACGGCUCCAGAAAACAAGUAUUCCAUCUUCUCACCAUGACUUUUUGGUUUUCUUUUUUUUUUUUUUUCUCUUUUCUCCAAGACUAGUAAUUUCCAGUUUCUUCUCUACCAGUCUGGAUGCCCAUGGUGAACUUUAGAGAUAUCCACCAGCUUCAUCAAUUCCCUCAGUUACAUCUACCUAUCUUUUGAGCCCAGAUGAACCCAAUCAUGUGUGUUCUCCUCAGUCCCAGGCUGCUGAGCAACGCUGGAGAAAAAUCACAAAACUAUACGGUUUGGUGUCUCUCCAGAAUUAUGGUUUCCAGCUUGAGUUGGGAUUUCAGAAUUACUUCAAAAUGUUUAAAUUUGCUCCUGGUCAUUUUCCUCCUUCAGUUCCCAGUUUCAUUUAUCACUCUAUUUAACUUGUUAACCAUCGCUGUCUGCUAUUAACCUUGCCUCCUUUUACACAGAGAAAACAGAGGACAUCAAAUGGCAUUUCCCAUCACUCCACCUCUGUCAACGAAUCCACCAGUAACAUCUCAGAGAUCCUUCUGUCUAGCACUGAUGAUCUCCAAGAGGAUCUUAUUGUAUCAGUUACUCCUUCCUUCUGUAUUUUCAAUUUUCCUAUUGCCUCCCCAACAUGCUUUAGCUGUUCUCAUCUAAAGAAACAAUAAUAACAACCACAAUAAACUAACAAACAAUAAACCAUCUUUAACAGAUCUUACCUUUCCCUCUUUUGUGCCACCUUCAAGCUCCCUAAACUUGGAUUUAUUCCUCAACCCAUUACAAUCUGGUUUCUAAUUAAACAAUUUUUUGCCAGCGUCACCAAAAACUUCUGAAUUGCUAGUCUCCAAAGUGCAUUCUUCAACUUCAUUGUUUUCUUUCUUUCUUUUAAAAGUCAAGUUCACUGAAGUAUAAUUUACAUACAAUAAAA